Messenger RNA from Lottia gigantea (owl limpet), 633 nucleotides. RefSeq lists its product as hypothetical. The transcript is spliced from 3 exons. The record is from RefSeq and is a predicted model, not a curated record. Lineage: Eukaryota; Metazoa; Mollusca; Gastropoda; Lottiidae. Bases 1 to 633 code for a protein of 210 amino acids.
AUGGCAGACGAAAGAGAGGAAAUAGAGACGGGGCAGUUAGAGAGAGAGAAAAUAGAGACGGGACAGAGAAAGGAAAUAGAGACCGUGCAGUUAGAGAGAAAGGAAAUAGAGACGGGGCAGUUAGAGAGAAAGGAAAUAAGAGACGGGGCAGUUAGAGAGAGAGAGGAAAUAGAGACGGGGCAGUUAGAGAGAAAGGAAAGAGACGGGGCAGUUAGAGAGAGUGGAAGUAGAGACGGGACAGUUAGAGAGAGAGAAAAUAGAGACGGGACAGUUAGGGAGAAAGGAAAUAGAGACGGGGCAGUUAGAGAGAAAGGAAAUAGAGACAGGGCAGGAAAUAGAGACGGGACAGUUAGGGAGAAAGGAAAUAGAGACGGGACAGUUAGAGAGAAAGGAAAUAGAGACGGGGCAGUUAGAGAGAAAGGAAAUAGAGACAGGGCAGUUAGAGAGAGAGGAAAUAGAGACGGGGCAGUUAGAGAGAAAGGAAAUAGAGGGUCUAUGGGGUAUUCUCUUACAUUGAGAGGACAUAACUACACUGGUCCAGGAACCCGUUUAGAUUUUCUAUUAGACUCAAAUGAUAAUCCAAAACCCAGGAGAAAAACCUAUCAACAGAAUAGACCAGGCUGCGCUCAAUAA